Amphimedon queenslandica is the source of this 861-nucleotide messenger RNA. RefSeq lists its product as uncharacterized. Lineage: Eukaryota; Metazoa; Porifera; Demospongiae; Haplosclerida; Niphatidae. Bases 1 to 768 code for a protein of 255 amino acids. The transcript is spliced from 8 exons. The record is from RefSeq and is a predicted model, not a curated record.
AUGACCUAUCCUGUGAAUACACCAAGAGAAAGGACAGUUUAUGACGUUUGUGAUUUACUAUCAGUAGUUAGGGAAGGAAGACCAUUUCUUGUGAGUGAUAAUGGACACAAAGAAUUGACGGAGAUCCUAUCUGAUGAAUCAUUAUCAGAUAUUAGUAACCUGUCACUAUUAGGAGGACGUGAUAUUAAGGAAUUGAUUGAAAUAGCUGAAGAAUUCAACACACCAUUGACUACAGAGCCAACAAGUCAAAAGAGCAGCUCAUCCACACAGAUCAGUGAGUCUGAUCUUGAUAAUAAGGGAGAUGGAGGAGUAAAGUGUAAUAAUAAUAAAGAUAAAGGAACAACAACCAACACUUUGAAUGAAUCUCAGGAACAUGGAAGUACUUCAAUAGAGAAAGGACAGUCUGCUGGUACACCAAACACUCCAACUUCUAAUGAUGAGUCAACUUCUCCUACAAAACAAAGAACUCCAAAGGAGAUACUACAGGAAUAUUCAGCUAAGCUGUCCAAAGCAAUAGCAGCUGAUGUUAGCAAUGUAGUUAAUGCAUUGUUUUCCAAUGAUCUAAUACCAGAAGGGACUAGAGAAUAUGUAAUGACAGUAGUUGGUGUAGCUACUGCUGAUAAAGCUGACAGAGUAAUGACUGAUGUGAUACGUCAAUUAGAAGCUUCUCUUGAUGAAAGACAAUAUUUAGUUGAUGUGUGUAAUAUUUUGAUUCAGCAAGGUGCAGCAAUGAAAAAGAUAGGAAAUUUCAUGCUUAAAGAACUAUAAAAAUAUAUAGGAUACCGACCAUACUCCUCCUCCUGCUAUUGAUUUAAUUUUGGAAAUCAUUUCCUUAUUUUCUAAUCGUUGUAAUCAUAAAUA